This is a messenger RNA of Salvia splendens (bonfire salvia), 1778 nucleotides long. RefSeq names its product OVARIAN TUMOR DOMAIN-containing deubiquitinating enzyme 7. The transcript is spliced from 12 exons. The record is from RefSeq and is a predicted model, not a curated record. NCBI's taxonomy places the organism in Eukaryota, Viridiplantae, Streptophyta, Magnoliopsida, Lamiales, Lamiaceae. The coding region runs from base 262 to 1425 and encodes 387 amino acids. Gene Ontology annotation, biological process: protein deubiquitination. Gene Ontology annotation, molecular function: cysteine-type deubiquitinase activity.
GAGGAAAAUCCAUAAAUCCCUAAAAAAAAAUUCGCUUCAUUCUUAUCAGUUAUAUAAAUUCACUAUUUCAAAUAAUGUAGUCGAUCAUAAUUUAUAACAAUAUUCUUUUGGAUUAAAUUAAAUUAAAUAACAGAUCAUACUGUGAGCUAAAGAACAUCAGAAAGAAAGCCCUUGAUAUCAAAAUACCAAGCAAAUCCCAGUUGGAAAAUUGCAACCCCUAAUUUCAAAAUUGUGUCUUGGCGGCGAGGGACGGCAAAAUACAUGGCUAAAGCAAAGCAUCAGAAGCCCAAACAUAGAAAACCUGCCAAACAGACCCACAGCAAAAAGCGGGGAGGGAAGCAAAACGAUGUUUCUGAAUUGCGGGAGCAGCUUGAUGUUUUGAGUUUGAAGAUAAUUCAGGUGACUGCAGAUGGUAAUUGCUUUUUCAGGGCAUUGGCUGAUCAAUUGGAAGGCGAUGAGGAUCAGCAUGAGAAGUAUCGUGGCAUGGUGGUGGAAUUUAUUAAGGAAAACCGCGAAAUGUUUGAGCCUUUUGUGGAAGAUGAAAUUCCUUUUGAUGAAUAUUGCCAAUCCAUGGGAGAGGAUGGUACUUGGGCAGGGAACAUGGAGCUGCAAGCAGCUUCUCUUGUCACUCACAGUAACAUAUGCAUUCAUAGAAAUAUGUCUCCUCGGUGGUACAUACAGAACUUUGACAAACAUGACGCUCCGAUGAUUCAUCUUUCUUACCAUGAUGGAGAACAUUAUAAUAGUGUCCGCACAAAGGAUGACACAUGCUCUGGGCCAGCUAGGCCGAUUGUUAUAAAGGGUGAUGCUGAUCUUUCAGCUAAAUCAAAUCAACCAAAAUCAGCUGCAAGGAAAUCCACAGAGGAAUGUGGAAUGAAUGCUAUAUGUGAAGACUCUAUCAAAAUGGUGAUGGCCGGAAGUGGAUGCGAAGAUGCUAGAAAAGUUGAACAGGCUCUACAACAAGUGGGUGGGGAUGCUGAUGCUGCAAUAGAAGUCCUUGUGUCUGAAGAAGGAUCCUCAGAUCAUAUAGCUGUUGAAGCUGAAUCUUCUCCUUUAAUCGAAACUCCUAAUGGAAAUGGUUUUCCAGAAGAACACCAAGCUGAGAAAGAUUAUCACAAGCUACUGGUUCAAGACACAACAUUUGAACUGGAAUUAUCUGGCAAUGAUGCAGAGACAAAUAACACAAAAGAGCCCCAACCUGAUGAAAAGAAAAUCCCAAGGAACAAGGCUUGCCCAUGUGGCUCAAAAAAGAAGUACAAGUCUUGCUGCGGUACAGUUUCUGGGAGAUCAUCCACCAGAUUUCCAGUUAACCAAACAGUUGACUACGGUAAGAGCCGGAAGGACAGAAAGCAAGGUAGAAAAGGUGGCACAAUUCUUGUUCAUUCUGAUGGAGGGCCGCCUGACAUGGGUGCACUAUGCAUCUAACAUAUUCCAGGUCAUUUAUGGAAAUAAUUCAAUGAAUUGAAGAUAAAUUGUUGUAUCUUAUUCCGGCGAAGGCAACGCAGGAAAUACCGUUUACAAAAUAUGGCUCAUACCUAUAUACUCCAUUUGGCAUGGUUAGAAACUUAGAAUAGCGAAUACCUUGCAAGUUUUGACUCUUUUUGUUGUGUUAUAUUGAUAUAGGUUUCGUUUUAAGUGUAAAAACAAUUUUUGUUUUAAGUGGAAAUACAAUUAUAAUUUAUUUUCAUUUUUUUAUGUGAAGUUUUAUGUAGCACUUAAAUUCAUUGUGCCGGCUGGGCCGAACAUCUUACUUUUAUUGGCCUAUCUUGGUUCGAUCA